Messenger RNA from Stylonychia lemnae, 1074 nucleotides. NCBI's taxonomy places the organism in Eukaryota, Ciliophora, Spirotrichea, Sporadotrichida, Oxytrichidae. The record is from the annotation of a GenBank genome assembly.
AUGAAUGUAGAUGGAGGUAUUUUCAAUCUAUAAAAUACAUAAUUUUCAGACUUAGGAUCCAAAUUCAAACAGAACAGUGCUUACUCAGGUGGAGUAAUAAGUAGUAGUUAUAGUUAAAUCACUUUAUAUGAAUCGGAAUUCGAAGAUAAUGUUGCAUAUGAAGGAGGCGUAAUUAUUUUAGAUUAAAAUUCAAACUUGGAUGCAGAUUAUAUAUCAAUGAAGAGAAAUUAUGCUUUGGGAGAAGCAGGGUGUAUUUUAGCUAGAACUGGCUCUGAAUUUACAAUUUAAAAUUCUAUUUUCAGUAAUAACUAAGCUUAGUUGGGAUAUUCAGUGCUGUAAGCACUUGGCACCCAUAAUACCAAUUUUUUAUCAUUCACUUCAUGCACUUUUAAAGAAAAUUAAGCACCUUAUACAUCAUUAGGCUGCACUUUCCUCGAUGAGAAGUUUGAUUAAGAAGGAAUAAUUUCUAUUUCAAAUAAUUUAGCAGGUGCUUUUAUAUAAAUCAUAGUUUCAGUUUAACUAUCAAUAUAGUUUUGUACUUUUACUGGAGGACAUUCAUAAUAUGGUGGUGCACUUUAUAUUUCUGAUGAUUCUAUUGUAAAAAUUGAAACAUCUAAGUUCAUUUCAAAUUAAGCAGAUGAUUAUGGAGGAGCAAUUUAUGGAAUUGGAUUUUAAUCAUUGAUUAUUUCUAAUGAUUGCUAAUUCAUAGACAAUAUAGCAUAUUCUGAAGGAGAUGAUAUAUACGCAAGAAAUAAUAAUUUCAACAAUUCUUAAGAAAAAUUGGCUGGAGGUGGAAUAAUCUGUAAUGAUUGUCCUUAAGUAUACAUAGCAAACUCAGAAUUCUCAAGACUAAAAGCAUAAAAAGGAGGUUGCCUAUAUUUUACACAGUCUGCAACUAAUAAUAUAGAAUUCAGCUAUCUAAUUGAAAACAGCAUUUUCAAUGAAUGCAUUUCCACUAGUGGUGAUGGAGGAGCAAUUUAUGAUGAUAAUAUUGGUAAUCUGACUAUUAGAAAUUCUAAGUUCUUGAAUAAUUUUGCAUUUGAAAAGGGAGGUGCUAUCUAUUUUUAAUGUUGA